Messenger RNA from Fundulus heteroclitus (mummichog), 2656 nucleotides. RefSeq names its product zinc transporter 6-like. NCBI's taxonomy places the organism in Eukaryota, Metazoa, Chordata, Actinopteri, Cyprinodontiformes, Fundulidae. Gene Ontology annotation, molecular function: monoatomic cation transmembrane transporter activity. Gene Ontology annotation, biological process: transmembrane transport; monoatomic cation transport. Bases 1 to 1701 code for a protein of 566 amino acids. Gene Ontology annotation, cellular component: membrane. The transcript is spliced from 15 exons. The record is from RefSeq and is a predicted model, not a curated record.
AUGGCGAUGGACGGGAUGAUGUCCACGUCUCCGGGUCUGUCUUACCAGACUGCGGGGGAUUUCUACCCCAGAAAGUUCGGAUCCAAGCCGGACGUGGUUCCGUCCGGGGUGACCGAGCGGAAGGUGGUUCCGCUGGACAAACCGGACAUGGUGUCGGUGGACGUCAUCAACAUCAAAGAGCCAGACGCUGCCGUGCACCGGAAGAAGCAGGAGCACGACGCCUACGUCCUGGGCACCAUCCACCCGUUCAGGAAGGCGCAUCGCUCCGUCUUUGGGAAGCUGCUGCAGGAGCUCAGGCUGGUGUCCUCCGACAGACGGUCGUGGAGGAUCCUGCUGUUCGGAGCGCUCAACCUGCUCUGCACCGGCUGUCUGCUCAUGUGGUGCAGCUCCACCAACAGCAUGGCGCUGACUGCCUACACAUACCUGACCAUCUUUGACCUGUUCAGUCUGAUCACCUGUCUCAUCAGCUCCUGGGUGACGAUGAAGAAGCCCAGUCAGGUCUACUCGUUCGGGUUUGAAAGGCUGGAGGUUCUGGCGGUCUUUGCCUCUACGGUCCUCAUCCAGCUGGGAGCUCUGUUCAUCCUGAAGGAAAGUGUGGAGCGCUUCAUGGAGCAGCCGGAGGUGCACACGGGUCGUCUGCUGGUCGGGACGCUGGUGGCUCUGUUCUUCAACCUGCUGACGCUGCUGUCCGUCAGGAACAAGCCCUUCACCUACGUCUCUGAAGCGGCCACCAGCAGCUGGCUCCAGGAACACGUGGCGGACCUCAGUCGAAGCCUGUGUGGUAUCGUUCCGGGUCUCAGCAGCGUCCUGCUGCCGCGCAUGAACCCGUUUGUCCUGAUCAACAUGGCCGGAGCGCUGUCCCUCUGCGUCACCUACAUGCUGAUAGAGAUCAAUAACUACGCGGCGGUGGACACGGCGUCGGCGGUGGCCAUCGCCCUCAUGACCUUCGGCACCAUGUACCCGAUGAGCGUUUACAGCGGCAAAGUUCUGCUGCAGACCACGCCCUCACACGUCAUCGGCCAGCUGGACAAACUCCUCAGAGAGGUGUCGACUCUGGACGGGGUUCUGGAGGUCCGUAACGAGCACUUCUGGACCGUCGGCUUCGGCUCGUUGGCCGGCUCCGCCCACGUCCGGAUCCGCAGGGACGCCAACGAGCAGCUGGUUCUGGCCCACGUCACCAACCGGCUGCUGCCGCUCGUCUCCACGCUGACGGUCCAGCUCUUUAAGGACGACUGGACCCGGCCCCUGCUGAGCGGCGUGCUGUCCUCCCCGGCCGCUCCGCCUCCUCUGGCCCCCGCCGAGAGCUACGCCUCCUCCUUCCCCCCGGCGCCGUACCCGUCUGCUGUGGCGGGAGGGGGUUUCGACCCGCUGACCUCCACCCCGUCCAAACCCAGCAGCCCUCCCCCGGAGUUCUCCUUCGACACGCCGGGUCGGAACAUGCAGCCGCUGGUGCUGCCCGCUCCGGGGCCACACACCCACAGGCCCUACGGCGGCGUGGGGCUCUCCUACGGGGCGCCGCCGUACGCGGGGGUGCUGGGUCAGGAUCCGGCCCGGCCCAGGCAGGGCUUCGGGGCGCCGGGUCUGGGCCUCCCCUCCUCUCAGAGCUACAGGACUGCCUUCGUAGGCGCGCCGGCUCCGCUCCGGUUUGGAACCAGCAACCCCGCGGCCCCUCAGUCCCAGUACAGACAGUACCGGCCCUGACUGAACCCGGCCCAGAUCGUCGGCGGGUCGAGGGAGAACUGCUGGUUUUGGUGUCGGUGGCUGCAGAGAAGCAGCCAGAACUUAUUUAUUCAGGGAAACGAGCCGCCGGGUUUUUGUUUGUUGGGUUUGAUGAUAAAAUCACAGCGAGAACGACCAGAACCUCAAAAUGGGUCUGACUGUAAAGCUGGAAAAAAAGGUUUGAAUCAAAAUAAACUUUAUUCAGAAGGCAGCGAUGAAGACCUGGCGUGGUGCCGCCCUGUUGAUGAAGAUCCACUGAGGAGAAACAGCUCUGAGGAAACUUUGAGUUUAAUAAACCUUCAAAGUGAUAAAAAUGAAUCUUUCUGACCCCAGAGCUGUUGGUCCAUUCACACACAGAAACGUUUCCAAAUUCAGGACCAAAAAUCUGACGCAUUUAGUGAAAUAUUCUGUUUAUUUUGUACCAAAAACAUUUUAAUAAAUGAAUCCCGUGUUUUUCUGCAGGUCACCAUCGUCAUAACCGUCCACUUUUUACUUUUAAACCACUUUAAAACAAUAAACAUUCCACCAUGACGGGGAUCAGUGUGUUUCUGUUUAAUGAGAAUCUUCCCGGGAACUGAAUGGCCACCAGAGGGCAGCAGCGAGGCAUCAGGCAGUGACCCAAGCAUCUGACGGUUAAAACCACAACGUCCCUCCAGACUCAGUCAGUGCAUUCUAGAUUUGAGCGUCUUUGGUCUUAAUCCCCAGUGAGUGAAGGCCGUGUUAUUGUUUUCAUUUGAUAGUUUUGUGUCCGAUCUGUCGACUAAUCCUUCCAUGAAUAACUGGGAAUUAAGAUUGUAUUUUCUAUGAAAUCUCAUUGGAGGCGCCUCUCUGGAAAACCUACAUGCAGGAUUCUGGCUGUGGGCAGAGCAACAUAUUAAUAUAGCAGAUUAUGUAAAAACAUGCACUGCAGCCAUAUAUUAAAAAAUGUAAAUGGAAA